AUGGGAAUAGACGUCUCGGUCAACGGUGUGGGGAAAUGGGUUGAGGUGCCUCGCGGAGAGAUAAAUGACGCCGAUAUUGACUGUAUCAUCAUCUCACAGCAGCUGGCUCUCAACUUGGUGCGGUCACCCCAGCAAUACGAUGAGAAGCUCAAACCUCUCGAGCGACCUUACACAGUGAACAUCGAUGGCGUUAUGGUGCAGUGUCAUGGCAAACUCACAGCAGUCUGGCGUUGGGUGGGUGGGCCGUACUCGUACGAGGCCGACCUCUUCGUUACUUCCGAGCUCAGCGGUCGAUAUAAAAUGUGGCUGCCACAAUUAAAGGAGUCGUCAGAGGUGAUUCCAUCGCUAAAGCCUCUUUACAGCGUUGUGCUGACUGAUGAAGAGGUGAAACGACAGCAGGAGCAAAACGACCAUGCAAACGCCGCUCACCAGGGCGUUGUGGAGGCGUCAAGCAAAUGCAAGUCCGAAAAGUUCGCGGCGCUGAUCAAGGGCAAUGAAAACACUCAAGGCCAGCAACAUCAAGGCCAGGCUUCCUCUGCGCAAAGCGUUGGCACAACAGCAUGA
Molecule: messenger RNA, 564 nt
Organism: Fonsecaea monophora
Lineage: Eukaryota; Fungi; Ascomycota; Eurotiomycetes; Chaetothyriales; Herpotrichiellaceae
Exons: 3
Coding region: 1-564 (187 amino acids)
Source: RefSeq, a predicted model, not a curated record